UUUCAGCAGCGGGGGUGGGGCGUGUGCGCACUCUCGCGAUACUUGAACGUGCCGCGGCGGCCGGACGGAGGAGAGGUUGGUAAACAGGGCAGCUCCGAGACGGCGGGCACGGAGGGCAGCAGCUCGCCUCCUGGACGUCGGAGCUCCCUCCGGCCCCGCAGGCGCGCUCUCCGCGUCGAGCACGCCCUCCCACCGGCCUUUGGGGCCGGAAGUCCGUCCUGAGCGGCCAAUACCGGCGGCGGCCUCUCCUGGCCGGAAACCCUUUCCUGGGGCUGGGAAGACGGCCUACCUGGCCGGAAGUCCCACCUCUUCGAGGUUCCCCCGCCCUCCAGAAGUUUUUCUGGUACCUGUUUGCCUUCGUUUCUGGUCUCCGCUCUAGUUGUGUCCCAGAGAAAGAUACGUUGUCUCCCCCCCGGCUCCACCGAGCUGCCUUGAGAGCUCACUUCCCGAGUGGGAGCCCCUUCCCCGACGUCCUCAUGUAGUUGAGAAGUGGGACCGGGGGUGGUUGGACCCCUGGGAUCCUGAAGGUUAGGGCGCAGAACUCGGCUUCCGCUCCUGCUGUCAGGACGCCACCUCCGAGCUACCCCUCCCGCUGCCAUGCACCCCGCGGCCUUCCCGCUUCCUGUUGUUGUGGCUACCGUGCUGUGGGGAGCAGCCCCUAUCCGAGGGCUUAUUCGAGCGACCUCAGAGCACAAUGCCAGCAUGGACUUUGCAGACCUCCCAGCCCUAUUUGGGGCCGCCCUGAGCGAGGAGGGACUCCAGGGGUUCCUUGUGGAGGCCCACCCAGAAAAUGCCUGCAGCCCCAUUGCCCCUCCACCCUCCGCCCCAGUCAACGGCUCAGUCUUUAUCGCACUGCUUCGGAGAUUUGACUGCAACUUUGACCUCAAGGUCCUGAACGCUCAGAAGGCUGGCUAUGGGGCAGCUGUGGUGCACAACGUCAACUCCAAUGAGCUGCUGAACAUGGUGUGGAAUAGUGAGGAAAUCCAACAGCAGAUAUGGAUCCCAUCUGUGUUUAUUGGAGAGAGAAGCGCAGAGUACCUCCGAGCCCUCUUUGUCUAUGAGAAGGGGGCCCGGGUGCUUCUGGUUCCAGACAGUAGCUUCCCCUUGGGCUAUUACCUCAUUCCUUUCACUGGGAUUGUAGGACUGCUGGUUUUGGCCAUGGGAGCAGUACUGAUAGUUCGUUGUAUCCAGCACCGGAAAAGACUCCAGCGGAAUCGACUUACCAAAGAGCAGCUGAAACAGAUUCCUACGCAUGACUAUCAAAAAGGAGAUCAGUAUGAUGUCUGUGCAAUCUGUCUGGAUGAGUAUGAGGACGGGGACAAGCUCAGAGUGCUUCCCUGUGCACAUGCUUACCACAGUCGCUGUGUGGACCCCUGGCUCACUCAGACCCGGAAGACCUGCCCUAUUUGCAAACAGCCUGUCCAUCGGGGACCUGGGGAUGAGGAGCAGGAAGAAACUCAAGGGCAAGAGGAAGGUGAUGAAGGGGAGCCGAGGGACCAACCUGCCUCAGAAUGGACCCCGCUCCUGGGCUCUAGCCCUACUGUUCCCACUUCCUUUGGAUCCCUAGCCCCAGCCCCCCCAGUCUUUCCUGGGCCUUCCACAGAUCCCCCACCUUCUCCUUCAUCUGCUGCCCUGGCCUGAUACUCCCAAACUGGUCACCUCUGGUGACCUAUUUGCACACUGUUAUCCAGUCUAAUAAGCUGAGGGAUAGGGGACAUUUCCACUCCAGAUUCUUGAGCCUCUUUCUGUUGAGGAGCUGGGAGCCAUAGGGACAUGGUCUUCACUUCUUCGGUUAAUAAAACUGUUUUGUUUUUUUUUUUUC
Messenger RNA from Psammomys obesus (fat sand rat), 1822 nucleotides. It is a transcript of the gene Rnf167, whose product is annotated as ring finger protein 167. The record is from RefSeq and is a predicted model, not a curated record. Gene Ontology annotation, molecular function: ubiquitin protein ligase activity; zinc ion binding. Gene Ontology annotation, cellular component: nucleoplasm; cytoplasm. NCBI's taxonomy places the organism in Eukaryota, Metazoa, Chordata, Mammalia, Rodentia, Muridae. Gene Ontology annotation, biological process: positive regulation of DNA-templated transcription; ubiquitin-dependent protein catabolic process; protein ubiquitination.